AUGGCGACCACAAUGACCCCUUCAGAGGAGGGCCAUAUCCAUGGAGAGGAGCGUCCACACGGCCACUCUCGAAACCGUUCAGGGAAGAGUAGUGCGGACUCGUCCAAAGCCCGUGCACCUAAACCUCCCUCGCAGAAAGCCAUGCUCUCACGCGCCCUCCAGAAGGCGAACAGUGCUGUCCUGCUGGACAAUAACCAGGACUUCAGAGGCGCCCGCCAGGCCUACGCCGAGGCUUGCGAGCUUCUCCACCAGGUGCUGCAAAGAACCUCAGGCGACGAGGACAAACGCAAACUUGAAGCUAUUCGUCGUACCUACAGCAGCCGAAUUAGCGAGUUAGAUCAGAUGCUUUCCUUGUGGCACAACGGCAAGUCGCUUCCUGCCUAUCCGGACGAGGAGGUAUCAAAUCGAAGGACCAUUAUUCAACACGCACCCGAGCGCGAAGCGGACCCGACGGCGGUGGAAACAGCGACUCUCAGAAGGAUAGGUCGCGAAGACAACCAGACUCCGCACGCAAUGACCCAUGUAAAUACCCACACGCAGCAUCACCAAUACCAACACCAGCAGCAGCCACGGCAAGAACAUCGGCCUCCGAGGCUUCAGUCUCCUGAAACAGACCCUAUUCACUCGCCUGAACAUGGCUUUCUGCAUUCAUCCUUCAAUCGGACACCGGUCAGAUCAAGAUUCCCUGACCAUGUUAUGUCAUCUGGCAUGAACGCAUCUUCAUCUUAUGGAGCAUCUAACACUAUACAGCCCUCAUCCGGGCUCCAUGGAGACGGACUGGACGGACCUAUACGAACUGACUUUUCAGUCGCUUCGGAGACUCGAAGGGUCAUCGACCAUACGAGAGAAAACAGUCAAAGUUCCUGGCUGGACCCAAUUGACGAAUCUGGAGGUUCCAAUGCUUCGUCUGUUCACUCCCGCACGUCUUCCUUGGGGUACAGACGGAGGCACAUUCGGUCUGGUAGCGGCGAUACCGAGGCCGAAUUCGAUACCGCGUUGGAUGCUGCCAUUGAGGCAGCCUACGACGAGGGUUAUGAGCCUAUGGAUGACAACGAUAUCAAUUCCAAUGUUCCGGAUGAAGAGGUAGUGGCCAAUGCGCUGCGCAAGGUCGAGAUAGCACGGGAACGGGUUAGGCAAACCGAACGGGAAGCAUACGAAGUGGCAAGUGAACAGGAGAGGCAACGACUCAUGUUGCUCCAGCAUCCACCCUUAGGCCAAACAGAACGGUACCAUGCCCACCAAGGACAAGAUUACUUCUUUGAUGACAAUUCAUCUGAUGAGGAGGAACGAAUGCUUGAUGAGAUCACUCGGGACCUUGCUUCUAAAGACUUGAAUGCUCAUGGCCAGGCUCAACCCUCAUCCCUAACACGCGAGUCCGAGUCCAGCAGCCUCGCAGCAAACGCAUGGCAUAGCUCUGCGGGAUCAAGCGCCUUGGGUAGCAGCACUUCGCUAUCAACAGUAACCGAGUCGAUGCCUGCCCCUUAUAUCCCAUCUGGCCCUGCUCUGGCGCCUCCGCCAACACAUGCGCUUCCGGAUCUUCCAUCAGACAAGGUUUCCUCUGCCAUCGCUGGAACUACAAAUCGCCGACAGUCGACCCAGAACUACAAGCAGCUGAAGAUAGAGACGAAAAGACUUGCGAUGCCAGAAACAAGUAGUAACAGUGAAACACCUCAGGCCGAUUUAGCCUCAACUGAUAAAGGCGACAUGCAAACCGUGGAGUUAGCACGGCCCACCACCGCUUCUCGACAACCGCCCUCGGCCGAAAUCAGCCCAACUGACCCAAGGUCGUUUGGGUCUCCCCUUGAUAAUCGACCUGACGGCGAGGAAAGCUCAACUGGCCGCUCUAACUCCCCCACGUCGGGUAAACUCAAGAAGAACUUUUCCUCCUCAAGCUUGCGAAGCCUGAAGGCUCGUAAUCUAUCCGUGUCGAAUCUAGACGAAAGUGAAAUAUCUCCUGGGGCAGCUAUGGGUGCACACUGGGGAAUUAACUCACGUGCACCGACCAUGCCCAUUGUGCCAACACCGCUGGCGGCCACAUUACGUGAUAGAGCGGAAACAGCGGUUGGGGGUCUAUUCCUCCUCGAACAUAAUUUCCAUAGCCCUGACAGCCCCGGCUCGCCCAACCCGACGGCCUCGGAAGCACCUGUACCGUUGGAGCCGUGCCCAACGGACUUCAUGCUGAGACCAUUUUGGCUGAUGCGAUGCCUCUACCAAACCUUGGUGCAUCCACGUGGUGGAUAUCUCAGCCUUAAGUUGUUUGUUCCAAGAGAGGCGUGGCGGGUAAAGGGUGUAAAGCUCAAAAACAUCGAAGACAAGAUUGCAAACUGCGACUUCCUCACGGCAGCUUUACUGAAACUGGCCAAAGUCGACACUUUUGACGCCGACGCCCUACUCGAGGAAAUGCAGGCUUUGGAGAAUAUAUUAGAGCAAAUCCAGACCGCUCUGACUCGCAAACUUGGAAAUGAAGUGGGCAUCCACAGUACCGGCUCUCUGUUCAAGGAUGGUUUGGGUGGCGCAGACGGAGAUUCAGGAGCAGUGUUGCCACGAUCGUCUAGCGUUUCAGGGAAAUCAUCCUUUUCAUGGCGCCGUCUCCGGCCGAAGAACUCUUCUUCAGCCCUAGCCAACUCGCACCACCCCAUCCGCAAUGCAGGUAAUGAGGGCAACAAGGACUCGAUCCCGACUUUGCCAAUGACAGCACAGCCUACCAGUCGACCAGCCAGGCGAGACACGGGCACAGCGCAAUUUUCCGGGCCUUACGCACAGUAUAUGGGCUCUCUUGCUCGGUUAUUUGACGCUGUGCAGGUGAUAGACCAGAUUGCGCGACAAGUAGAAGACCCUGGGCUUCGACAUGCAGAUAAAACCCAGGUCGGUUUAGAGUUGAGUGCACGACAUGCUGCCGAAUUCUUCGCAUUUUAUAUUUGCCGUUUUGUGUUGAGCGAUUUGGGCUUGUUGAUGGACAAGUUUAUCAAGCGUGGAACUGAAUGGGUUCUUGCAUAA
Messenger RNA from Clonostachys byssicola, 2997 nucleotides. Lineage: Eukaryota; Fungi; Ascomycota; Sordariomycetes; Hypocreales; Bionectriaceae. The record is from the annotation of a GenBank genome assembly.